Molecule: messenger RNA, 1665 nt
Organism: Rasamsonia emersonii CBS 393.64
Lineage: Eukaryota; Fungi; Ascomycota; Eurotiomycetes; Eurotiales; Trichocomaceae
Product: O-methylsterigmatocystin oxidoreductase
Exons: 3
Coding region: 1-1665 (554 amino acids)
Molecular function (GO): monooxygenase activity; oxidoreductase activity, acting on paired donors, with incorporation or reduction of molecular oxygen; iron ion binding
Source: RefSeq, a predicted model, not a curated record
AUGCUGUUGUCUGCUGUGGCCGCCGCGCCCAGCCCCAGCUCCAUCGGCUUUGUGCUAGCUGCUCUGGUGCUGGCCUUCUUGCUAUGGCAUCGCCUGAGUCGCCCUCUCGCGACCAUGAGGGGGCCGAGAGGCUACCCCUUGAUCGGGAUCGGGCUGACCCUGCCGCCCCGGGCCACCGAGGUGUUUCGACAGUGGGCGCUCGAGUACGGGGAGGUCUUCAAGAUGCGCGUCGGAUGGUACAACUGGGUGGUGAUCAACAGCCCGGAGGCUUUCAAGGAGAUUCUGGAUCGGCAGGUGAAUCAGUCGCAUUCGACGUCGUCCAAAAUCCCGGCGCCGAUCGGCCAUGAUGUCGCGACGGGAAACAUGCGCCUCUUCACCAUGCCUUAUGGCCCCAAGUGGCGCAGUCACCGGACGAUCAUGCAUCAACUGCUCUCGCCGAAAAUGACUCUUACUUUUGUCCCGACCCAGGAGUUCGAAGCAAAGCAGUUCCUGUACCAACUGGCGUUUGACAACGCCGACCAGGCCAAAUGGGCCCAGCAUGUACGGCGCCUGUCCUUCUCCAUUGUCAUGACGUCGACCUACGGACGUCGGAUUGAUAGCGGGGAUCAUGAGGAUCUGCGCAUCGCUGCUGAAACGUCGAAAUCCAUGGCCAAGAUCAGUCGUCCGGGCGCCUUCAUCGAGGACGACUUUCCAUUUCUGGCGAAACUGCCUCAUUGGCUGCAACCCUCCCGCAGAGCUGCCAAAGAGCACUAUAAGAUUAUUCGGCGCGGGAAGAUGCGGGCUUGGGAGCGAUUACGAGCAGAACUGGAGGCGGGGAAAGCGCCUCCCAGCUUCGGGAGAAGUUUGAUGGAAAGCGACUACAAAUCACAGGGCCUGACCGAUGAAGAUGCAGCUUGGAUUGUCGCUGGUCUCGUCGAAGCAGGCGCGGAGAUUACUGCGGUCGUGAUCCAAACGCUCAUCCUGUUCCUUGCGGCGGCGCCAGAAGCGCAGGAGCGAGCGAAUGAAGAACUGACGAGAGUGGUAGGCUCGGAGCGCCUGCCACGCUUCGAAGACCUGCCUGACCUGCCUUAUGUGCGGGCCUGUGUGAAGGAGACGAUGCGGCGAGCACCGGUGACGACCCUGUCCAUGAAACAUUUUACGGACCACGAAGUUGUCUACAAAGAACACCGGAUUCCCAAAGGCACGGUGGUCUUUGCGAACACGUCCUUUCUGCACCAUGAUCCCUCUCGGUAUGAGGAGCCAUUUGCGUUUAAGCCGGAGCGCUAUCUCAACCACAACCGUUCCUCUGCCGAGUACGCGGUCGCGGCAGACCCGUAUCAGCGGGAUCAUUUCACGUUUGGCGCGGGCCGGCGCAUCUGCCCGGCAACGCGGCUGGCGGAGAACACGCUGAACAUUGCGGCGGCGCAUCUGCUGUGGGCAUUCGAGAUCCGACCACCGCUGGAGGUGGACUCGGAGGGCAAGCAGGUCGAAGGGCAGGUUGAUACGAGCGAGGACGCGUUCGAGCCGGCCGGAGGGUUCCAGGCGCCCAAGCCGUUCCGCGUGCGGUUCGUGGGGCGCAGUCCGGAAAGGAUACAGCUGGUGAAGGAGCAGUGGGAGCUGGCCGAGAAAGUGGGCUAUCAGCUGCGCGGCCUGACGGUGGAUGCAGAAGGCGUGGCGGCGUCAUGA